UGUUUUCCGGCUUCUCUAUUGCGGAGCGCAGUUUAUCUAUGCAGCUUGGAUCAAAUGUCACCUAAACAGAGGAAGCCGCGCGCUCGUCGCUCUCUAGUCCCACAUUUUCUCCGAUUGGAUGUUUUCUGCGAAUCAAUUUUAUCUUAGCCCGAUUAACGACUCAGAUAUUGCAAAAUUCCCGAUUUCGAGCGAUCGAUCGCAGCGGGUAAAAUCUUUUGCUCUUUAUUGCGCCUCGAUUUCGCUUUUGCACGUGAUAGUCCGACCCACUGCCCCUCCUCUGAGGACACCAUCCAGAAGCUGAAAGACGAGCCUUUUGGUCUUUGGCCAGUUGGUCACGUCUACCACAAGGGUAAACACGUCCGAUAUCAUGAGUGGCUGCCCCGUAACUAAUGGAUUUGGAAACCACGAUGGAUCCGCCCCGACACCGCUGUCCGAGUCAGUCACCGGGGGAGGAAUGCUCUACGGGAAAUAUCUGCAACUGGAAAAAAUCGUGAGCGCGCAGCGUUUGCUGAGCGAUGAAGCCGGUCGAUUGGUGCACGACGAGCAUCUUUUCAUCGUCACCCAUCAAGCAUACGAACUGUGGUUCAAGCAAAUCAUUUUCGAGUUGGACUCGAUUCGCGCCCUUUUCAACAACGAGGAUCUUGCAGAAACCCAAACUUUGGAAUUGCUGAAGAGGCUCAACAGGAUUGUUCUCAUUUUAAAGCUCCUGGUCGACCAAGUAAUGAUCUUAGAAACCAUGACGCCCCUGGACUUCAUGGAUUUUCGAAGUUUCUUGUCCCCUGCCUCUGGUUUCCAGAGUCUCCAGUUCCGGCUGAUUGAGAACAAGCUCGGUAUCAAGCCGGGCAACCGCGUGAAAUACAACAAGAGUUACUCCAGCGUGUUUGGAGACGACCCUGAGGCGCUGGCGUCAUUGAUUCGCUCCGAGUCGGAACCGACCCUGGCGGAGUUGGUGGAAAAAUGGCUGGCAAGGACGCCUGGACUCGAAAAGGAAGGGUUCGAUUUUUGGGGAAAGUUCCAACAAGUCGUGGAUGACAUGCUGCAAGAGCAAAAGGAAAAGGCGGACGCUUACAAGGAGAGCACUGCAAAAACGUUCGCACUGAACAAUUACGCCAAGCGGAAAGCCAUUUAUGACUCUAUUUUCGACCUGUCAGUUCACGACGCCCUCAUCAAGCGCGGAGAGAGACGUUUUUCGCAUAAGGCUCUGCAGGGUUCAAUCAUGAUCACUUUCUACAGGGACGAGCCAAGAUUUUCCCAGCCUCACCAACUGCUCAUGCUCCUCAUGGACAUCGACUCGCUUAUCACCAAAUGGAGAUACAACCACGUGAUGAUGGUGCAGCGAAUGAUUGGCUCACAAAACAUGGGGACCGGAGGCUCCUCUGGCUAUCAAUACUUACGAGCUACUUUGGGGGACCAAUACAAGGUAUUCUUGGACCUGUUCAACCUGUCGACUUUCUUGAUACCCCGCGACAAAAUCCCACCCUUGACACCUGCAAUGAAGACCAAGUUGAGAGGAAGACGCGGCGUGGAGGAAGAAACGGAGAACGGAAAUUGAUCGUUAUUGUCUUUUUGAUUACUUAAACUGUACCAUUUAAUUUUUGUCACGGUUGCUAGGGCUUUGAACAAAGUAGAAUGAUUAUUAGAAAAACAUUUUUUAUUUUAGAGGUAACAAAUUUUUUGUAACGUGUUUGUGAAAAUAAAUCUAACAUAUAGCAUUACAAGAUCAA
This is a messenger RNA of Cloeon dipterum, 1724 nucleotides long. It is a transcript of the gene vermilion, whose product is annotated as Tryptophan 2,3-dioxygenase vermilion. Lineage: Eukaryota; Metazoa; Arthropoda; Insecta; Ephemeroptera; Baetidae. The record is from RefSeq and is a predicted model, not a curated record. The coding region runs from base 368 to 1552 and encodes 394 amino acids. The transcript has 9 exons. Gene Ontology annotation, molecular function: L-tryptophan 2,3-dioxygenase activity; metal ion binding; heme binding.